CCCCCUUCCGAUUUUCGAAUGUUUCUUGCUUAAAUGAGUAUUCCAUGGAAGUGAUUCUCACUCGCAUAUGAGUUGGUUUCGUCUCUUCAUGAGAUGCUCAUCUAAGCAAGCAACGUUUGGAAGUGGAACUAUUUAAUAUUGUGGAUGAGUUUUAUCUUUUCCUUGUAAACACAGAAAAGGGAAAAGGAUAUAGACUUUUGGUGCCCACUUCCACGUGAAUCUAAUGCGUUCAAGUUUGUGGACUAGCUUUUCUUAUGCGUAUGGAUACAUAUCAUUUAACGUGUCGUAUGAUUCAAGCCUUUAAAUCAUCCACACCAUGCACGUCUCCUCAUUUAUCUUCCACCACCACACUUGACAUUGAAUUCAAUUUUUCUAGUUGGUUAGGUCAGGUAAGAAAAAACGUUUAGGGCACAAACAACACGUACGCUUCUUCACCAGUUUAGACGCUUUUGUGAUCUGUCGUCACUCGUCGCCAAGUGUUUUUUUUUUUAAGGUUCUGGCGUCUUUUUAACUUUCAAAAAAAAAAAAAAAGUCUUAAGCGCAUACAAGGAAAAAGAAUAUUGAAGCAGAGUUAGUUCCUUUUUGUCUCCCCAGAUCCAUAACUCUCUGUUUUGGAUUCCUAGGGUUUUAAUAGUCGUCGUUUGUUUUCUUUCAAUCAUAAGAAAAAAAAUGGGUGAUUGGGGUCAGCUAGCUCAGUCUGUGAUCUUAGGUUUGAUCUUCUCUUACCUAUUAGCCAAACUCAUCUCGAUCGUCGUCACGUUUAAAGAAGACAACCUCUCCCUCACUCGCCACCACGAUCCCGAACCGGAAUCGAAUCUUAAACCGGAGGUUGACUCGCGCGGCCGCAUCGUCGAACCGUCUACAGGCGAGGCCGACUCGCUCAUCGCGGAGCAGGGUAGCUCCAGAGGCGAUAGCGUCGCUGGUGGUGACAGCGAGGAGGAAGAAGAAGAAGACGAUGAUGAUGAUUGGGAAGGCGUCGAGAGCACGGAACUCGACGAGGCUUUCAGCGCGGCUACUCUGUUCGUGACUACCGCCGCCGCGGAUCGGCUGUCGCAGAAGGUGCCUAGCGAGGUUCAGCAGCAGCUGUAUGGAUUGUAUAAGAUCGCUACGGAAGGGCCUUGUACUGCUCCUCAGCCUUCUGCUCUCAAAAUCACUGCUCGUGCCAAGUGGCAAGCAUGGCAGAAACUGGGUGCUAUGCCUCCUGAGGAAGCGAUGGAGAAGUAUAUUGAGAUUGUCACUCAGCUAUACCCAACUUGGUUAGACGGUGGCGUGAAAGCGGGGAGUCGAAGUAAGGAUGAGGCGGUCUCUAACUCAGGAGGAACCAUGGGGCCAGUUUUUAGCUCAUUGGUUUAUGAAGGAGAAUCCGAAAAUGAGUUGAAAAUUGAUGCCAUCCACGAAUUUGCUAGAGAAGGAGAAGUCGAGAAUUUGCUUAAAAGCAUUGAAAGCGGCAUUCCUGUAAAUGCAAAAGACAGUGAAGGUCGCACACCAUUGCACUGGGCUAUAGACCGUGGUCACCUCCAAAUUGCUAAGCUUCUGGUCGAUAAGAACGCUGAUGUGAAUGCUAAGGACAACGAAGGCCAAACCCCUUUGCAUUACGCUGUUGUCUGCGACAGAGAAACCAUCGCCGAGUUUCUGGUGAAGCAGAAAGCUAACACAGCCUCUAAAGAUGAUGAAGGUAACUCACCACUCGAUCUCUGUGAAACAGACUGGCCCUGGCUCCGAGACUCUGCCAAGCAGACAGACUAAAAACCAAAUUACUAACCACAGAGAUGCCCGCCCUCUUCUCUACUUCUGCAAUGUAUAUGAUGAAAGUGACUUAGUAAGAAAGCUCUUCUUUUAAAGUUCAACUCUCAUAUCUCCACCAUAUCGUUUCCAACCGUAUCUCACUUGCAUGUUUCCAAGUCUUAUAUUGCAACUAUCUUUUGUGUCCCUCUUUGUGAAACACAUAUCGUAACCGGUUUUUGUUGGUUUGCUAUAUAAAGAGAGGGGUUUUUUUU
Raphanus sativus (radish) is the source of this 1997-nucleotide messenger RNA. Its product is annotated as acyl-CoA-binding domain-containing protein 2-like. Gene Ontology annotation, molecular function: fatty-acyl-CoA binding; protein binding. Lineage: Eukaryota; Viridiplantae; Streptophyta; Magnoliopsida; Brassicales; Brassicaceae. The transcript is spliced from 6 exons. The record is from RefSeq and is a predicted model, not a curated record. Bases 670 to 1746 code for a protein of 358 amino acids.